UACAGCAAGGAGGUCACAGAGAGCUGAAGCACAGACUUUCUUAAGUUUCCUUUUGACAGCAGUGGUCUGGUACAAGAUUGGAAGCAAUGCUUCGUGUAAUUGUGGAAUCUGCUACGAAUAUCCCCAAAACUAAGUUUGGGAAACCAGAUCCUAUUGUUUCUGUUAUUUUUAAAGAUGAAAAAAAGAAAACAAAGAAAAUUGAUAGUGAACUCAAUCCUGUUUGGAACGAGAUUCUCGAAUUUGAUCUGAAAGGGAUAGCUCUGGAUAUUUCAUCAUCCUUGACAAUUGUUGUGAAAGAUUUUGAAACAAUUGGACAAAACAAAUUAAUUGGCAGUGCAUCGGUAGCGCUUAAGGAACUUGUGGGCAACCAGAGUAGAUCUCUUCCCUACAAGCUUGUUCCCUUGCUGAAUGAAAGGGGGCAAGGAACUGGAGCAACGAUUGAUCUGGUGGUAGGAUAUGAGCCACCAGCAGGCGCUACAAAUCCAACUGAUCCUGGGGGGACAAAUAUACAAGACACUGAAGAGGGAGAAGAAGAUAGAGGUUAUGAGGAUGAAGUGGAUGGCACAGCUGGUGGAAUUGCCCCAGCAGUUCCAAGUGGCACAAAGGAAGCCCAGCUUGCUCGGCGCAUCGCUAAAGGAAAGAAAAGUCGGAGAAUCCUUUCAAACAAACCACAAGACUUUCAGAUUCGUGUUAGGGUCAUUGAAGGUCGCCAGUUGUCUGGAAAUAACAUAAAACCAGUAGUCAAAGUUCAUGUUUGUGGUCAGACGCAUCGGACGAGAAUCAAAAGAGGGAACAAUCCAUAUUUUGAUGAGAUGUUUUUCUACAACGUCCACAUGACCCCAUUAGAGCUGCUUGAUGAAACAAUAAGCAUUCGGGUGUAUGAUUCUUACUCUUUACGAGCAGACUGUCUAAUGGGAGAAUUUAAGAUUGACAUUGGCUAUGUUUAUGAUGAGGAUGGCCAUGCAGUGAUAAGGAAAUGGCUUCUACUGAGUGAUUCUGAAGAUGCAAACUCAGGAGCUAAGGGAUAUAUGAAAGUCAGCUUGUUCGUCCUGGGAGCAGGAGAUGAGCCACCAGUGGAAAAAAGGGAGCGAGAUAAUGAAAAUGAUGAUGUGGAAAGUAACCUUUUACUACCAGCUGGCAUUGCACUUCGAUGGGUCACUUUUCUUCUUAAAAUCUACAGAGCUGAGGACAUUCCCCAGAUGGAUGAUGCUUUUGCACAGACUGUCAAGGAAAUAUUUGGAGGAGAAGCAGACAAGAAAAAUCUCGUUGAUCCAUUUGUGGAAGUUUGUUUUGCGGGAAAGAAGGUUUGCACAAAUAUAGUUGAGAAAAAUGCUAAUCCAGAAUGGAAUCAAGUUGUUCAUCUUUCAAUCAAGUUUCCCUCAAUGUGUGAAAAAAUAAGACUAACAGUGUUUGACUGGGAUCGUCUUACCAAGAAUGAUGUAGUAGGAACAACAUAUUUAAGGCUCUCCAAAAUUGCUGCUUCUGGUGGAGAAGUUGACGAGUUUUCAUCUUUGGGAGCUGGGUCUUCAUCAUAUGAAGUAAGUACAGGUGAAACAGAAAUCGGCUUUUUACCAACAUUUGGGCCCUGUUACCUAAACCUGUAUGGAAGCCCAAGAGAAUAUACAGGAUUCCUGGACCCGUAUGAUGAACUAAACUCUGGAACGGGGGAAGGAGUGGCUUACAGAGGCAGAAUCCUAGUUGAAUUAUCUACAGUACUUGAAAGCAACCCUGUUAAUAAAAAAAUAGAGGCGUUACCCAGUGAUGACAUACUGGUUGUUCAGAAAUAUCAGCGUAGACGAAAGUACAGUCUGGCUGCUGUAUUUCAUUCUGCUACCAUGCUGCAAGAUACUGGUGAGCCUAUCCAGUUUGAAGUUAGCAUCGGUAAUUAUGGCAACAAGUUUGAUACCACAUGUAAGCCUUUAGCAUCCACAACUCAGUACAGUCGUGCAGUAUUUGAUGGUAACUAUUAUUAUUAUUUGCCUUGGGCAAACACAAAGCCAGUAGUGACACUGACUUCCUUUUGGGAGGACAUAAGCCACAGAUUGGACCCAGUGAACGUAAUCUUAACCAUGGUUGAAAGACUGCAAUUCAACAUAGCUGCCUUAAAAUCUGGAAUGCAGGCUAAAAUUUCUGAAAACCAGUUGGCUGAAAUAUGGCUAAAGCUGAUUGAUGAACUGGUAGAAGAUACAAGUAAACCAUUCCCCCUCAUAGAAGGUAAAUCCAAUGUCACAAUUCUUGACACACAGAUCCAAAAACUACGCCUCAGAUCUCUCAAACAAAUUCAAGAGGCAGCAACGAGGAUGAGACUUGAAGCUACAGAUAUGAAGGUCACUUUACCAGAAAUUGAAGAUUGGUUGGAUAAAUUAGUGCAGCUAAGUGAAGAGUCACAAAACAGCAUGCCUGAUGUAAUCAUCUGGAUGAUUCGAGGGGAGAAGAGACUUGCCUAUGCCCGCAUUCCCGCACACCAGGUUUUGUAUUCUACCACAAGUCCUGAAUCUUCUGGUAAACACUGUGGAAAGACCCAAACCAUCUUUUUAAAGUAUCCACAGGACAAGACCAAAGAUGUCAAAAUUCCAGUGGAGUUGCGAGUUAACAUAUGGCUUGGGUUGACUGCAGUUGAGAAGAAAUUUAAUAGCUUUGCAGAAGGCACAUUUAGUGUAUUUGCAGAAAUGUAUGAAAAUCAGGCAUUUAUGUUUGGAAAAUGGGGAACCUCUGGACUUGUUGGUCGUCACAAGUUUUCUGAUGUCACAGGAAAAAUCAAAUUAAAAAGAGAGUACUUUCUGCCCCCAAAAGGCUGGGAGUGGGAAGGAGACUGGACAGUUGAUCCAGAAAGGAGCUUGCUGACUGAAGCUGAUGCUGGUCAUACUGAAUUCACUGAUGAAGUGUAUGAAAAUGAGAGUCGCUACCCGGGAGGAGAAUGGAAACCACCUGAGGAGAGUUACACAGAUGUGAAUGGAGAAAAAGCUGCACCACCUCGUGAAUUAACCUGUCCCUCUGGGUGGAUCUGGGAAGAAGAUGGCUGGGCACCUGAUUUAAAUCGAGCAGUGGAUGAGAAUGGAUGGGAAUAUGGAAUUACUAUUCCUCCAGACAGUAAGCCAAAGUCUUGGGUUGCUGCUGAAAAAAUGUAUCAUACUCACAGACGGCGAAGACUAGUGCGAAAACGCAAGAAGGAUCCAAACCAAGCAGCAGCAGCAAGGGGAGCAGUGUCCUAUGAAGAUCAAGAAGGAUGGGAGUAUGCAUCUUUGAUUGGCUGGAAAUUUCACUGGAAACAACGCAGUUCUGAUACUUUCCGUCGUAGACGCUGGAGGAGAAAAAUGGCUCCUUCAGAGACUCAUGGUUCAGCAGGUAUCUUCAAACUUGAAGGUGCUCUGGGAGCAGACACAAGUACUGAAGAUGGAGAAGGAAAGAGCUCAGACAAGGCCAAAGACAGUGCUACCAGGGUAUUUGGGGCCAACACUCCGAUUGUUUCCUGCACUUUUGACAAAGUGUAUAGUUACCACCUUCGCUGCUAUGUGUAUCAGGCAAGAAAUCUCAUCGCUUUAGACAAAGACAGCUUUUCAGAUCCAUAUGCUCAUGUUAGUUUCCUCCAUCGAAGCAAGACAACAGAGAUUAUCCAUUCAACUCUAAAUCCUACAUGGGAUCAAACUCUUAUAUUUAAUGAAAUUGAAAUCUAUGGAGAUCCACAGACAGUAGCACAAAACCCACCUGAUGUGCUUAUUGAACUCUUUGACAAUGACCAAGUGGGUAAAGAUGAAUUUCUAGGAAGAAGUGUUUGCUCCCCAGUGGUAAAAUUAAACCCAGAAGUGGAUAUCACCCCUAAGCUUCUCUGGUAUCCUGUGAUAAAUAAUGGCAAGGCUGCUGGGGACAUCCUUUUUGCUGCUGAACUUAUUCUGAGGGCUAAGGAUGGCUCCAACCUUCCAAUUCUUCCAUCACAAAGAGCACCAAAGCUCUACAUGGUCCCUCAAGGAAUCAGGCCUGUGGUUCAGCUAACUGCUGUUGAGAUUCUUGCCUGGGGAUUACGAAACAUGAAAAACUACCAAGUGGCUCCUGUUACUUCUCCAAGCCUCAUUGUGGAGUGCGGGGGUGAAAUGGUGGAAUCUGUGGUGAUCAAAAACCUCAAAAAGACACCGAAUUUUCCAGGCUCUGUUCUCUUUAUGAAAGUGCUUUUGCCCAAGGAGGAGCUGUACACUCCAUCACUAGUUAUUAAAGUGAUUGAUCACAGGGCAUUUGGACGAAAACCUGUUGUUGGGCAGUGUACUAUUGAUCAACUGGAAAACUUUCGCUGUGAUCCUUAUGCUACUAUAGCAGAUAUUGCACCACAACAAAAAGUUAGUCUCUUGGCUGCUGCACCUCGCCGAGAUGUUGUUAUUGAAGUGGAAGACACACAACCACUGCUAGCAGCUCAGCUUAUGGAAAAGGAGGAAGAAAUUGUUGACUGGUGGAGCAAAUUUUAUGCUGCAAUUGGAGAGCAUGAAAAAUGCGGACAGUAUAUUCAAAAAGGAUAUGCCACAUUAAAGGUGUACCGUUGUGAGCUAGAGAAUGUACCUGAAUUUAAUGGCUUGAUAGACUUUUGUGAUACAUUCAAGCUGUACAGAGGUAAAUCGGAGGACAAUGAUGAUCCUUCAGUGGUAGGGGAAUUUAAGGGCUCCUUUAAAAUCUACCCAUUACCAGAUGACCCUACUAUACCAGCUCCUCCUCGUCAGUUCCGUGAGUUACCAGACAGUGGACCUCAGGAAUGUAUUGUACGAAUUUACAUUGUUAGAGCCUUGGAUCUCCAACCCCAGGACAACAAUGGGCUGUGUGAUCCUUAUAUAAAAAUAUCCUUAGGUAAAAAGGUGAUUGAAGACAGAGAUCAUUAUGUACCCAAUACUCUCAACCCAAUUUUUGGCAGAAUGUAUGAACUCAGUUGCUUCUUGCCUCAAGAAAAGGAUCUGAAAAUUUCAGUCUACGACUAUGAUAUGUUGACUCGUGAUGAAAAAGUUGGUGAAACCACCAUUGAUCUUGAGAAUAGGUUUCUCUCUCGGUACGGGUCCCAUUGUGGCAUACCACAGCAGUAUUGCAUUUCAGGUGUAAAUAACUGGCGAGAUCAACAGAAACCAACUCAACUGCUGCAGAACACAGCCAGGUUUAAAGGUUACCCUCCUCCUGUCCACUCAGAAAACGGUAGCAGGAUUACUUAUGGAGGGCAAGACUACACCUUGGAUGAAUUUGAGGCUAACAAAAAACUGCACCAGCAUCUAGGGCCAAGUGAUGAGCGUCUAGCACUUCAUAUCCUUAGAACUCAGGGCUUGGUACCUGAACACGUGGAAACAAGGACCUUGUACAGCACAUUCCAGCCCAACAUCGCCCAGGGAAAGAUUCAGAUGUGGGUGGAUGUUUUUCCCAAAAGCUUGGGACCUCCUGGCCCACCCUUCAACAUCACUCCCCGCAAAGCAAAGAAGUACAUCCUGCGGGUAAUUAUUUGGAACACCAAAGAUGUUGUGCUAGAUGAAAGAAGUAUCACAGGGGAAGAAAUGAGUGACAUCUAUGUGAAAGGAUGGAUGCCUGGCAAUGAAGAAAAUAAGCAGAAAACAGAUGUGCAUUACAGGUCACUGGAUGGUGAAGGGAAUUUUAACUGGAGAUUUGUUUUUCCUUUUGACUACUUUCCAGCUGAGCAACUCUGUACUAUUUCUAAAAAGGAACAUUUUUGGAGUCUUGACAAUACAGAAUUCAGAAUCCCACCCAAGCUAAUUAUUCAGAUAUGGGAUAAUGACAAGUUCUCCUUGGAUGACUAUUUGGGUUUUGUCGAACUUGAUUUGCAUAACACAAUUAUUCCAGCAAAAGUCUCAGAGAAGUGCACUAUCGACAUGAUUCCAGAAUACAAGGCAACCAACUCUCUCAAGGCUCCCAAGACUGCUUCACUCUUUGAACAGAAAUCCAUGAAAGGGUGGUGGCCGUGCUAUGUGGAAAAGGAUGGUUCACGUGUUUUGGCUGGUAAAGUGGAGAUGACUCUGGAAGUCAUCAAUGAAAAAGAGGCUGAAGAAAAGCCAGCUGGUAAAGGAAGAGAUGAACCCAACAUGAACCCCAAAUUAGACAUGCCAAACCGACCAGAAACCUCCUUCCUUUGGUUCACAAACCCAUGUAAGACCAUGAAAUUUAUAGUGUGGCGCAGAUUUAAAUGGGUCUUCAUAGGCAUUAUCAUCUUGUUGAUUGUGCUCUUGUUUGUGGCAAUCCUUCUAUAUUCCCUGCCGAAUUAUAUUUCAAUGAAGAUUGUGAAACCGCUUUAAAGAAGAUGUUUUAAAUAGUAAUGAGGUUGUUUUACCUCAGGCUAUAGACCAAAAAUAUACAUGCACCAAAUUCAGCAAGAUUCACUUCAUGGUUUUAAUGUUGUUUUCUUGUAGGUUAAACCAGGAAAUAGAUAAGGGAUAAGAAUUUAACCAAGGUUAGCCAAGGUUCACGGGGUCAUGACUGGUGUAAAAAGUCAUGUUCCAUUAAUAUGUUUUGCUUCUUAUACCAUGGACAUGCACAGAGUUUCUGACUUGCUUUUAAACAAGAUUUUUCAUAAAAAGUCUCUCAGGAGGUUCCUUGAUCUUUUUUUAAAACAGAGAUUUUAUACUGAGAAUUAAUUUCUACCAUGUGCACCUUGAAACUAUUUUUCAACUUAGUGAAAAACAAGCACUACAUAUAUUUUUGUAUACUUAAAAACUCACAGUGCAAUAAAAGGGUCAGAUAUUUUAAAGUUCACUGUAUUGUAUGCUUAAAAUUCUUUGUUAUCACACUAUUAACUUGACAGCACUGAACUUCAAACAGUAUGAGCAUGGAAAUGAAAUAAAACAAUACUAAAUUACUACUUA
Alligator sinensis (Chinese alligator) is the source of this 6833-nucleotide messenger RNA. RefSeq names its product myoferlin (gene MYOF). The coding region runs from base 87 to 6266 and encodes 2059 amino acids. Gene Ontology annotation, biological process: membrane fusion; plasma membrane organization. Lineage: Eukaryota; Metazoa; Chordata; Crocodylia; Alligatoridae. The record is from RefSeq and is a predicted model, not a curated record. The transcript is spliced from 54 exons. Gene Ontology annotation, cellular component: membrane.